Messenger RNA from Bombyx mori (domestic silkworm), 6683 nucleotides. RefSeq names its product sodium-dependent neutral amino acid transporter B(0)AT3. Gene Ontology annotation, cellular component: plasma membrane. The transcript has 5 exons. The coding region runs from base 513 to 2687 and encodes 724 amino acids. The record is from RefSeq and is a predicted model, not a curated record. Lineage: Eukaryota; Metazoa; Arthropoda; Insecta; Lepidoptera; Bombycidae. Gene Ontology annotation, biological process: sodium ion transmembrane transport.
CCGGGGGCGGGACUCCAAGCCUUUCUCAUUGAAAAUUUUCAUUUAGAUGUAGAUGUGUAGGGACUAUUGGCGCAUGCGUAAUGGUACCACAAGCUUCUCGUACCGUCACUUCGGAAGUGUCAGCCGCCAGUGAUCCGCGGCCUUCCCGCCCGCCGCCGUUCUCGCUAGCACCUCUCAAAUCACUAAGAGAAAACACAAUAAAAACGACUCAAAGGUACGUGUUACGACACAAAUCAAAUUGGAAUUAGCCCUUCGGUGUAAUGCAUUACGGUUUAUAAUAACAGACAAGUUUGAUUCAAAAAUGUUCGAUAAUAAAUCAAUACAAACGUUAUUAAACCUAGGUACCGACGUUAUCAAUGGUGCGGUCGCUCUCGCUUCUUACUUAUGGGUAUUCAUUAUGUGCCAUGACAACGAAGACGAGGCAUUUUAAAGCAUCAAAUGUAAACUGUUCAAUGAAGUGACAAUAAAGCAACAAUAAUAGUUUUUGGAAAUAUAUUUAUUAUAUUGUAACAAUGGCGAACACAGCGCAUUUGAUGAGACGACAGAGUUCGCGGGACCUUUACGCGCAGAGGUCUCUGGAUCGGAUGGAGAUGAAGGAGCUGAGAGGACGCCUCGUUACGAUGGAGAACGGGCAGCCCGCGCACAGGACUCAUGUCAUGUACGGAGCUACUAAUGAGGCCUUUGAAGACACAAGCCCGAACAGACGCUCCUCCGAAACUCCUACCAGCAAAGGGAGUUCCGGUGAAGAACGUGCCGGUUUUAAGAAUGAGGGAGCCGAGAUAGAACGCGAGUCUUGGGAUAGUAAAUUGACCUUCCUACUCGCAACCGUCGGAUAUGCUGUCGGCCUAGGAAACGUUUGGCGAUUCCCAUAUUUAGCCCAAAAGAACGGCGGCGGUGCGUUUCUCAUACCGUACUUCGUAAUGCUGGCUAUCGAGGGCAUACCGAUAUUUUACUUGGAAUUGGCAAUCGGUCAGAGAUUAAGGAAAGGCGCUAUCGGCGUUUGGCAUCAAGUAUCCCCUUACCUCGGAGGUAUCGGCAUUAGUUCCGCCGUGGUUUCUUUCAACGUGGCUUUGUACUACAACUCUAUAAUAGCUUGGUGCCUUUUCUACUUCGCUCAGAGUUUCCAGGCGGAACUACCUUGGUCUGAAUGCCCGAAGAAAUACUUCCCGAACGGCUCUUACACAAGCGAACCGGAGUGCGCGAAAAGCAGCCCCACCCAAUACUUUUGGUAUCGAACAACUCUUCAAAUAUCCGAAGACAUAAACUAUCCGGAAACGUUCAAUUACAAAAUAGCUCUUGCUCUAGUCAUUGCUUGGAUUCUGGUCUACCUAUGUAUGAUCAAAGGGAUUGCGUCAUCGGGGAAGGUAGUGUACGUGACCGCAACAUUCCCAUACAUAGUCCUUGUUAUAUUUUUCUUUAGAGGCAUCACAUUGAAAGGCAUGAGCGACGGACUAAUACAUCUAUUCACUCCGAAGUGGCACACGAUUUUAGACCCUGUGGUGUGGCUAGAAGCGGGCACACAGAUCUUCUUUUCGCUUGGACUGGCUUUUGGUGGUUUAAUAGCCUUCUCUUCGUACAACCCGGUCGAUAACAACUGCUACAGAGACGCCAUUAUGGUCUCCAUGACAAAUUGUCUAACAUCGAUGUUCGCUGGUAUCGUUGUCUUUUCUAUAAUUGGCUUCAAAGCAACUAUGAUCUAUGAGAAAUGUUUGGAGAUCAGGAACGAGACUUUAUUGGAGAUGUUUGGCUCGUCAUACAAGUCAAUGGUGUUUCCUGAGGCUGGGGAAUCGGUGACGAUCGAUAAAAACGGAACUAUAACGAAUUUGUUAAUGCCACUAUUGCCUGUUUGCGAUUUGCAGAAGGAACUCGAUAAUACCGCAUCCGGGACCGGUUUAGCGUUCAUCAUCUUCACCGAGGCCAUUAACCAAUUCCCAGGCGCUCAAUUUUGGUCAGUCCUCUUCUUCCUGAUGCUUUUCACCCUCGGGAUCGAUUCCCAGUUUGGGACCCUUGAGGGCGUAGUCACUUCCAUCGUGGAUAUGAAGCUGUUCCCGAACCUGCGCAAGGAGUACCUGACCGGAGGGCUGUGCUUGCUCUGUUGCUUGCUGUCAAUGGGCUUCGCUCAUGGUGCAGGCAGCUAUAUAUUCCUGCUCUUCGACAUGUAUAGCGGGAACUUCCCGCUACUGAUCAUUGCGUUCUUUGAAUGCGUCGGGAUCGCUUACGUGUACGGAGUGAAGAGAUUUGCUGAUGAUAUAGAACUGAUGACCGGACAACGACCAGGUAUUUACUGGUUGAUCUGUUGGAAGUAUCUGUCUCCGCUGGCCAUGUUGUCCAUUCUCGUGUCAUCGUUCGCGGAACUAGCUAUGGAGGGAUCCGGGUAUGAAGCGUGGGUCUCGUCCGAAGGGGACACCGUGAAGAAACCCUGGCCCGUGUGGGCGGUUUUGCUCGUGGUCGUCCUGGUAUUGGCAUCUGUACUGUGGAUCCCUGUAGUUGCGAUUUGCAGAUACUUCGGAUAUCCUAUCGUAGAGGACGAGGAGCGCGCCUGGUUUCCCGCCGAAGACCUUCGUGAUUUUCACGGCAUCGAGCCAAGACCGGUCUCCGCGGCGGAGACCCUUCUGUUCUGCACUAGGCCUGACGGCAGCGAGGGCUGCUGCUGGCCUGGAUGUUGCGAAACUGACGAUGAGGAGUAAACUCUUCAUCCAUUCAUUUGUUGUUUCUGUCCAUGCUUCGUGUAAGGAAAGUUAUUGUAGCUGUGUACAGUUUACUGUGAAAAUAUGUUUAUGUAGAUGUUCUUACUUGGAUCUGAAGGCAAAUUGGAUCGGUUUAAUAACAAUCCUUUCACUUUUAAAAAAUAAUUAAGAUCGUAAACUAAUAUUCGCCGGUACCAUAAUUAUACACUGCUAUUUAUUUUUAAUUGUCCACUGAUUUAAAGUGAAAUAAUAUUUGGCUAAGAUUAUUUCUGAUUGAAAAACAUCUCGAUAGAUUCAGCUAAUACGCUGCAAUGCGUGUCAUGCCACAAUGAUCAAAUUUCUAAUAUUAUAUUUCAUUAUAGACUCCAUCGAUAUAUAUCGAUGAUAGACUCCGGCAAUAUCGGUACUAUCCUAUCUUAUUAGCUAUCGCUGCAAGGCUGAUUUGAAGGAUAUAAAAAAAGUGUGUGUGUCCGCUCCGACGCACGACUGGAGUUUACUGGAUAUAAAAAAUUAAACGAAACAAUACGAGAAAUAGUUCUAUAUUACGACAACACGAUACACUACAGAUUAUUAACAAAUUAACGAGACAUAAAACAAACGACUAACAAAUAUAUGAAAAUACAAUAAUGAGAGAAACGCGCGAUCAGUACGAGGCUUUGUGGCGGACUGCCGGCGCAGCAGCCCGGCGUCACCUGCGAUAACGCGGCCGCGCGUUGGCUCCUGAUUGGCGCGCGCACGCAUCACGCAAUCAGGAGCCAAUCAGGCGCAUAACGCAUUUCGUGUGACAUGCUAGUACGAUUUUGGUCCCCAUAAUUUUCAUACCCCGGGCCUAUAUAUGUAAAUCGAUUCUAAAGGAGUAAACUCCAAAAAUAUUACUUUAAAUUUGACUAACCUUCAAAUGUCAAAUACGGCAGCUCAAAGGAAAUGUGGAUGAAACCGAGAGAUACGCGCUUUUGAGGCUGACAACACCAAACGUGUACUAUGGGUACCUAUGUGUACCUUUCGACUCUGAUUCCGAAUAGAGGAUUGUUCUAAUCAUAUUAUUAUCAAAACAUGUUAACAUAGUUCGAUAUUUUAUUCAUUAAAUUUAAUUUUCCUCUCAUAAAGCAAUACGUACCUUUACUUUUUGAGUACGGUACCUAAUAAUAACUUGAGUGUAACAUAAAUGAAGGUGUUUCCAACAACAAUAUUACGGUGAUUACGUGAAUAAUGACAAUAAUAUUUAGGCCUAAAGAAAAUUAAAUAGAACUGUGUUGUUUGAAAAUAGAGAUUCUGGUUUGUUUAGUUUUUAUUUUGUAUUGAUAAAGUGAACUGAAGUGUGGUAGGUAGCAGCUUGGUUGUGUUUUUGGCAUUACUGACCUCCAUGAGUGACGGUAACACUAUCCGGUGGCUCUAAAAAGUAUUGCCUACGAAGCCAAUAGAAAAAAAGCAAAGUAUCAGCCAGCAAGAUAAAGUUUUUAUUACCUACUGUCGUUAUGAACACUACCUACGUACUUCUUACCUUCUUCAUAUCAUGAUAGGCGAUCUAUAUCUUUCUUCCAUAUCAACAAAGUUAUGAAAAAGUCAUAUCUUUCACUUUUAAAAGUAAUUUUGACUAACGGAAAAUACCUUUUAGUAGAUGUGUAUUCUAUUUACAAAAAUAAUACAUUAUAUUAUAUACAAAUAAUUUACGUACAACAAUGACAAUAAAAAUUGAAGUUAUAUAUAUAGGAUUUACAGUUGUUUUGUAGUUUUAAAAUAUUCACAUUCUCUCCAAGACAAUAAAUAACUUUUGGAUAAGUAUUAUUAUUUAUAAAUUUGUAUUUCCAAUUGAUUUAAAGAAAAUUUACGACAAUAAUCUUAUUGGUAUUUAGAUACUAUAUUAUAGAGUGUAAGAUAGAAUACAAUGCAGUCAUAAAAUAUUAUGUAUUGAAAAAAAAAAACAAUUAAAGAAUCGCAUACUUGGUUUGAACUAUCAGUGAAAAUUAACAAUAAACAUUUAUGACGUCAAAAACAAAUACAUUUUUUUUUAUUCGCAAUCGUUUCUUUGGCUGCUAUUGUAUUAAUAAUAAGCCUUGAUGUGAUAAUAUUAACUGUUGUUGUUAUCUUUUUAAUAUUAUAUCCUAAUAUAUCGUCCUAAACUGAUAUGUUUUGAGUGUCAGUUUAAAAUACCUACGCAAUAUGAGAUUUAAAAAUAAUCUUUCGGGAUGUUGUGCGUUGGAGAAUUAUUAAAUUGCUUGUGAUUGAUAAUAAACUAUGGCUUUGUGUACUGUCACCUUUCAUUUUGGACCGACACUCAAAAUAAUAUUAAUUAAAUGUAAUAGGUAAUAUGUAGCACAUAAGUAUUUUAGAAAUAUCUCAUGGACGAGUGGCUGUUUAAUAAUUACGUACUUUUAACACCAAUUUGAUGUCUGCUUGAAAUUGAAUCUCAAUUGUAAUCAAACUCAUUGAAGCAUAAUAAUAUGAAAAACUUUUAUUUCUUCUUUAUCAUCGUAAAAACAUGAAUUAAUAAUUAGCGUUAUGUAGCGUCACUUUCGUGCUUGGUGAUUAUUAUGUUAAAAGCUGAAAAGCGUAAACGUUAAAAAGCUUUAAGUUUAAAUGAUAUGCACUACGAUUUUCUGCCGUUUUAUUGUUUUGGCUACAUACUGCAACCGUGCGUAGUGGACGCAUCCGAUGAUGCACGAAGUAUUUAUAUUAAUCCUGUGCUGUUUAAUAUUUAACGUUAGUAUUUGUCUUGUAAAGAAGGCAUCAGAAUCUGAUGCCUUGCUGCCUGACAGUGCCCUGCAGUGCUACCUUACAGUGUCUGAUGAUCAGACUGCACUGCCCACAUUAAUGUGCAUAAAGUCCAUAUACUAACCCAAAGUCUUCUACUUUUUAUAUUUCUCUAAUGCAAGAAUUAGAAGCCUGUACUUUUUUAAGGCCACACAUAUUUUAUGGAGAUAUAUCGUUAGCAAUGUUGUUGUCAUGUGUUUAAGCAAAGAAAAAAAAAAUCCUAGCGUUAACGAUAAAUAAAAAUUAUACUUGCAAUUUUAUUGCGUACCUAUAUAUCCCUUCAUCGACUCAGCUAGUUAUUGACUAUUGAAACAAACAAAGCCGAUUGAUUGAAUAUAAAUUGUCUGCGUUGAAGUGUGUUUGAGUUCAUGAAUAUGAAUAAAAAAUGCCGUGUAGGUACCAUUUACUAAUAGUCAAAAUUUACGCUAAAAUUAGCUGGCGGUUGGCUGUAGUGCGGGUUACCACUAAAGGCGAGGUAAGGCUGUAUGUAUUUAAGGCUUGGGCCGGUUUUAAGUCAAUUAAUUUUUAUGCGGUAAAUCGUAGUAACUUCAGUAACAUCGAAGCUAUUUAUUAUCAUGUAAUUAUUUAGUUUUCUAAUGGGAAUCGCUGAACUUAAACAAUAUUGGAUAGUCUCUUAAGUAACAGGAAAUAUAACUUCAGGAAUCUGGUGACCUUAGAUACGUUACUCUAAAUAAUGUUUUUUUAAAGUUAUCUACUCAAUUCUAAAUUGUUGCAUUCCAAUGAAUCUUUAUUUUGCUUGUAAUAAACUUGUUCUUAUGAAAAAAACUGAAACGCACAACGACUUUUGCUUAGCAAUUUUUUAUUGUAUAUUUUUCGAUAAAACCAAUACUAUUGCUUAUUUCUUAUGAAAUUAUGAAAAGAAAAAGAAUAUUGCUAAAUAAGAACAACUGACAUUAUGGUAUCUUUAAGCGAUUUUGAACCGAUUCUGAGUUCCCAAAUUUAAUUGGAAUAUGUAAUGCUCGCAUUUAGAUCAAUUAAUCUUUUGUUUGUAUUAUUUGAUUUCCAUUGUUCCCAUGAUCACUGAAAGCAAUUAACUAUUUUGCAUAAGGCGAGUAUCGUUCCUUAGCUAUUUAUGUUUUAAUCAAGAUAUACGUAUCUAUACCUACUUAUAAUUAUUUAAAGCAAUCAUUAAUAAUUAACGUGUUGUUGUUUCAUAAAAACUAAGUACAGUAUAUGCCUGAAUAUUACGUCGUGUUGAUGGUAAAAUUAAAUUUUCUUGGGAAA